AGAGAUUGGCAUUGAUAUUGUAUUUUCUAAAAUUUGGUAGCCUUGCGAGAGUUGUCACCACGUGAAUGGAAUUCUUGCAUUUUCUAACCUAAAAGGAAUUGUUUUUCGUAAACUAAACAAGUAAUUCACUUUAUUCUUUACAAAUAAUCAAAGAAAGCACACUUUUUUUAACAUAAUGGCUGAAGCAAUGCGUCAAACAGUGGCUGGUAUGCUGAAAGGUAUUGAAAGAUAUAAUCCUGAUCAUUUAGCAACACUUGAAAAAUAUGUGGAAAUACAAUCAAGGGAAAAUGCAUAUGAUUUAGAGGCAAACUUGGCAGUUUUAAAAUUAUACCAGUUAAAUCCACAUAGAUUUAACAUGGAUAUUACAUGCCAGAUAUUGUUGAAGGCUUUAACUAAUCUUCCACACACUGAUUUUGUUUUGUGUAAAUGUCUCCUGAAUGAGAGAAUUAUGGUGGAAACACCAAUUAGCCACAUUAUGUACUUAGGAGAUAUUUUAGAACAGUGUGAUUUUCAACAUUCGUGGAACAAAAUUCGGGCUAUGUCUGAUGUUUGUGAUAGAAUUGUUGGAUUUCAAGAUUCUAUAAGGAAAUUUGUUUGUCACGUAGUAGGAAUCACUUUCCAGACAAUAGACAAAAGCCUUUUAGCACAACUUCUUGGUGGUGUUGAUGAUACCACCCUGAAACAUUGGGUAAAAAAAUAUGGAUGGAAAGAAGAAGGUAAAUCUAUAAUUUUUAUAGCCAAUCAGGAUGAGAAUAUUAAAACUAAAAAUAUUACAGAGAAAAUUGAUUUUGAAAAUGUUGCUGGUUUAAUGGCUGCUUGUCUUUAAACAUUAUACAAAGUGUAACUAAUUUUCAAUAAUCUUUUUAUAAACAAAAUAAAAAACUUAAAUUAUUUUAUUUUUA
Megachile rotundata (alfalfa leafcutting bee) is the source of this 902-nucleotide messenger RNA. RefSeq names its product eukaryotic translation initiation factor 3 subunit K (gene eIF3k). Gene Ontology annotation, molecular function: translation initiation factor activity; ribosome binding. Lineage: Eukaryota; Metazoa; Arthropoda; Insecta; Hymenoptera; Megachilidae. Gene Ontology annotation, biological process: regulation of translational initiation. Gene Ontology annotation, cellular component: cytoplasm; eukaryotic translation initiation factor 3 complex. The record is from RefSeq and is a predicted model, not a curated record.